Molecule: messenger RNA, 1312 nt
Organism: Panicum hallii
Lineage: Eukaryota; Viridiplantae; Streptophyta; Magnoliopsida; Poales; Poaceae
Exons: 6
Coding region: 161-1093 (310 amino acids)
Molecular function (GO): zinc ion binding
Source: RefSeq, a predicted model, not a curated record
AGGAGAAAGAAACAAAGCAAACGAAAUUUCAACGAGCUAGAAGAAAAGAAAGAAAUAUCGCCGAUUCUUCGCACGCUGAAUUCUCCAAAUCCCCCCUUCUCCUCAGUCCUCGCCGAAGACCCCAAUUCCGCCCCGAGGUUGGGGUCUCGUGGUUCCAGCGAUGCUAGAGCCGCAGAGCAUUCUCCGCGACGCCGGCGGCGGCUUCCCCGCCACCACCCUCGCCCCCCUUCUUGCGCACCCGCCGUUGCAGUCCGAGCCCUCGCCUGCGACCGUUGGCUCACCGGAGAUAACGGACGAGGAGAUCAACGCCGCCACCGCGGCCUGCUGCCGCAUCUGCCUGGAGUGCGAGUCCGAGCCUGGUGAUGAGCUGAUAUCUCCCUGUAUGUGCAAGGGGACGCAGCAAUUUGUGCACCGCUCCUGCCUUGACCACUGGAGGUCUGUUAAGGAAGGAACUGCCUUUUCACACUGCACAACAUGCAAGGCACGGUUCCAUCUACGGGUUGAAUGUCUGGAGGAUGACAUAUGUCGCAGAAUGAAGUUCCGGUUGUUUGUUGCCAGAGAUGUCAUACUUGUAUUCCUUAUUAUACAAGCCGCCAUCGCUGCCAUAGGUGGUAUGGCAUAUUUGCUGGAUAAAGAUGGUAACUUCAGAAACAAAUUUUCUGACGAUUGGGAUCGGUUUCUGUCAAAGCAUCCGGUUCCCUUUUACUACUGUGUUGGUGUGGUGGUGUUCUUUGUACUGGUUGGAUUUUUUGGGCUAAUAGUGCACCUAUCAUCUUUCAACAACAACGAUCCAUGCUUGGCUGGAUGCCAUAAUGGCUGCUAUGGGUGUGGUAUAGUGGAAUUACCUGCUUCAAUUGAAGCCUGUUUUGCUUUCGCUGUCAUCUUUGUUAUUAUAUUCGCCAUCCUUGGAGUUGCAUAUGGGCUCCUUGCUGCAACUCUGGCCAUCCAGAGGAUCUUGCAGCGGCACUAUCACAUACUUACCAAGAGGGAGCUGACAAAGGAAUAUGUCGUGGAGGACCUACCAGGUGGUUACACACCGCCAAAGAUGGAUCCGGAGCAUGAGCAGCGUCUGAAGAUGUUGCAGCUCAUGUAACUUCCACUCGUGCAAAUGGUGGACAGAAGUAUCGCAUCUUUUUGGUGCAUCAAUUACAUCAGCAUAUUGUAUAUAUUGUUGGGAUAAAAUAUAAGCAUAUUCAGUGAUCUGCAAGUCCAUGUAAUGACUACUGCUAUAAAUAGUACCACGGUUGAAAAAGGGGAAUCUCAUGCAAACCUAUUGAAGUUGACCUGCCGUGAAAUGGGGGAAAUAGGUACA